This is a messenger RNA of Sorex fumeus (smoky shrew), 3193 nucleotides long. It is a transcript of the gene MICU2, whose product is annotated as mitochondrial calcium uptake 2. Gene Ontology annotation, molecular function: calcium ion binding. Gene Ontology annotation, biological process: mitochondrial calcium ion homeostasis; calcium import into the mitochondrion. The transcript is spliced from 12 exons. Lineage: Eukaryota; Metazoa; Chordata; Mammalia; Eulipotyphla; Soricidae. Gene Ontology annotation, cellular component: uniplex complex. The record is from RefSeq and is a predicted model, not a curated record. Bases 11 to 1300 code for a protein of 429 amino acids.
UUCCGCAAAAAUGGCGGCGGCGGCGGCGCGGAGGCGGCUGGCGGCCUGGGGCGGGAGCGUGCGGCGCGGCCUCGCCGCCGGCCUGCGCGCGGCGGUGCAGCCCGGCCCCGUGGCGGCGGCAGUGGCCGGAGUGGCGCUGGGAGGCAGCGGACUGGCCUGGUACCACGGCCGCAUGAGCGUCGCGGUCCCCGCGGGGAGCCUCACCGUCUUCGCCAAGAAAGAUGUUGACUGUGAAGAGACUAUCAGGAAGUCAUCUCUUCGUAAGCAGCGCUUCAUGCAGUUUUCUUCACUGGAACAUGAAGGAGAAUAUUACAUGACACCACGAGAUUUCCUAUUUUCAGUAAUGUUUGAACAAGUAGAACGUAAAACUUUAGUUAAGAAGAUGACACAAAAGGAGCUUGAUGAUAUCCUGGCUGGAAUCCGAGAAGCUAAUCAUGGGUCCUCCUUUUUCAGAGACCUUGGUGAUAAAGGGAUAAUUUCAUAUACUGAGUAUCUUUUUCUGCUUACAAUCAUCACUAAACCCCAUUCUGGUUUUCAUGUUGCUUUUAAAAUGCUGGAUACAGAUGGUGAUGAGAUGGUUGAGAAAAAGGAAUUUUUUAAGCUGCAGAAGAUCUUGAGUAAGCAAGAUGACAUAAAGACAAGAACUGAACUAGAAUGUGAGGAAUCUACAAUUAAAGAACCUAAAAUUAAUACAACUCUUCAGUUGCGUUUUUUUGGGGAAAAAGGAAAAAGAAAACUUCAUUAUCGAGAAUUUCGAAGGUUUAUGGAAAGUUUACAAGUAGAGGUUCAAGAAAUGGAAUUCCUGCAGUUUUCUAAAGGUUUGAGUUUCAUGAGAAAAGAAGACUUUGCAGAGUGGCUUCUUUUUUUCACUAACACUGAAAACAAAGACAUCUAUUGGAAAAAUGUGAGAGAAAAGUUGUCAGCAGCAGAGAGCAUUAGUUUGGAUGAGUUCAAGUCAUUUUGCAAUUUUACAAACCACUUGGAGGAUUUCGCUAUUGCCAUGCAGAUGUUUAGUUUAGCUCAUCGCCCUGUGAGACUAGCUGAGUUUAAAAGAGCCGUGAAAGUAGCCACAGGGCAGGAGCUCUCAAACAAUAUUUUAGACACUGUCUUCAAGAUCUUCGACUUGGAUGGUGAUGAAUGUCUCAGUCAUGAAGAGUUUCUUGGGGUGUUAAAAAACAGGAUGCAUCGUGGUUUAUGGGUGCCACAACAAGCAAGCGCACAGGAAUACUGGAAAUGCGUGAAAAGAGAAAGUAUUAAAGGGGUGAAAGAAGUCUGGAGGCAAGCCGGACAAGGUCUUUAGGAAGUAAUGGUGUGCGGAUUCUAUUGCUGCAAGUGCCAAAAUCUGUUUCUUCAGUACCAAAUUAUUCUCAAAAUCUUUGUUGACUUCUUUUAUAAUAUAACGAUAUCUUGUGUUUGUUUUCUAUUCAGUAAUUUUAGUAGGAUCUCUGAAAACAGAUAAUAGAUUCUGUCAGAAGGCCUAGAAAUAAAGUAACACUUUGUAUUUUGAUAAGGUAGGAAACCUAGGUUGCAGGGCAGGGGGUGGGGAGGGUUAAUGCCCAGCAGUGCUAGGGACUGGCUACUCCCCAUGCAGUGCCCAGGAUCAAACCCAGGAUCCCACCUGCUCCAGCCUACUGAGUUGUCUCCCUGACCCCCUUACUAACUUUUUAAACACAGUAGCACAAAAUCUACAACUGUAAAAAAAAAAAAAAAAAAAACAUGAUUAUUGUUAAAAAAAAAAAACACAAUAGCACAAUUCUUUGCAAGGGUAAACUGCAUGAUGAAAAAAGUAAUUGAUAUGCAAGUCCAGUAUCUAUUCCACAAGUCCCAAUAGAGCCAAUUACAUUUUUUUUAAUUUCAGUUUUUUUCAGUAUGUAUCUUAUACCUCAUAAACUUCUUACAUAUUUUAUUUCAACGAAUUAAAUGUCUUUAAAAUAAUAAGGUUAUUUAUUUCCUCACUAAUAACGAAAUGCUUGAGUAACAAGUGGUAGGUGCCUUAUUCCAGUUUCUUAAGUAUUUUGUGCUGACUGUAAAAUGUAAAUUAAUUUAAAAUUUAUUAUUUUAGAAGUAACUUUUUGUUUCAUUUAUUGCGAAACCAAACCAAGAGAAAGGGGUAAAUGCAAAAAGAGCAUCAUCCAUCAUUUCUUUUUUUUCCAAAGAAAUAUUAGCUAACUUCCCUCACAUGUCUGUCAAGAUACCCCUUAUGGAUAAAGACCAGAUAGUAGAAUUAUUUCUUGUCUUCUCAGGCUCACCCUAACUUUUUCCAGCUCUAUCUGGCACUGAUGCACCAUUUGACCAUUCUCGUUUUCCAUUUUCCCACUGUGCACCAUGUAUUCUUCAUAUUUCUCUACACUUCCCUCUGUAUCCCAUGUCCUCAUAUAAUUGCUUCUCCUGACCCAAGAUACUUCCAUCCUGUCUUCCAAAGUUUUAGAUAGCGCUUGACUAUUUGCAUAAAAAGUUUCUUUCCUAAACUGUCAAAUCAGGACUAGAAACAGUACUUUAGUCAUCUAUCUAUCUAGAAACAGUGCUUUAGUCAUCUAUCUAAAUUUCUUUUUAGAAACCAGUUCCCAGGUUUCUAAAAAGCAUCGAACAAAAACUUGCUUAAAUAAAAGGAAAGAAAAAGGAAAGACGAGAAGAAAGAAAAGAAGAAAACAAGGGAUAGGUAGGUGGAGGAUUAUGGGAGGAAAGUGAGAAGUCAGUCAAUAUACCAGGUACUUGCUCAGUGCUGAGUGCUCAUGGUAAAUUUAAACAGGUGGCUUCUUCUCCCAUGGGUUAUUUAAUCUAAAGGAGAAAACUGAAAACUAGCCAUAAAUCAUGUACGACAUCUAAUACAUAUGAAGAUUUUUUUUAAAGCAGAGAAAUGUUAGAGAAGAGAAGAGUUGACCUUCUUAAAAGCAACCAAGGGGAUUGAGGAUACAAUUUUCAAGUUGUCAGAGCCCAGAGAAUAUGUUCUACAACUUCAAAAAUGCAUAGAAUGAGUAAUUUGUGUUUGUCAGUAACAUGUGAUUUCUGCAAAGCAGUCUAAUCUCCCUUUGAAAGUGUGUGGAUAAGCAUCUGUAUUAAAUAAGACGAGUAGAUUUACCAGUGUCUCCUUUCCCUAAUGUGAAGUAAGCAGGCAGACAUCCACCUAAUGAAAUGUAAAUCUUAAAUUAUUUGCUUUACUGAAUUUUAUUAAAUAAAUUAUUGAAUCUCCUAA